CCUAUUAAGCAUAUAAACUUUAAAUGUAUGAAUGAAGGGACAAUAGAGAAAGAUAAUGUUAAUUUGUGGCUCAAGUUUAUUGCCACACUAUGGAUCCUCCAUGCCUUACCUACAUGUUGGAGGUUUUCAAAGUGAGAGGAAUUGGCACAACAAGAAGAAGAAUUCAAGUAGAAGAAGCAUGAUGAUGACUUGCAAAUCUGUGCAGAAUGAGAGUAUUGUCAAAAGAGUAUGUCACAAGUAUAGUCUUACCCUUGCUACCUUCCUCACAACUGCUGUGGUAAUAGCAUCAAUUGCAACAGUUGAUGCAGCAACUUAUGAUGAACAAGAAGAGACCCUAUCAAACAUACCUCAAACUCUAUCAGGUGAGUGCAAAACAGCUCAAGAUUGCAAGAAACCUAAAAUACAGAAACCAAAGUCAAGAAAAGCAGAAUCAUGCACAGGUAAGUGUGUCACUACAUGCAUUAGAGGUGGUGAUGGCUCUCCUGGUGAAGGCCCUCUUAACAUCAUAGGACCACUCGUUGUUUUCAAGCAAGGUUUUCGAUCUCGUCAUUACUGUUUGGUAGAAUGUUCAGAUAUCUGUAAUUUGAUAAGCAGUGCUGACAACGUGCCUUGAUAUUAUUAACUUUAGGGAAGCAGUCGACAUUAAUAAACCUUUGUAUAAUGUUUAUGUGACCACUUCUUUCAUUUUCUACACACUGUCAUUCUUUUACACAAAUAUUUUAUUUUUCAUCA
Medicago truncatula (barrel medic) is the source of this 732-nucleotide messenger RNA. RefSeq lists its product as uncharacterized. The transcript is spliced from 2 exons. The coding region runs from base 56 to 613 and encodes 185 amino acids. The record is from RefSeq and is a predicted model, not a curated record. Lineage: Eukaryota; Viridiplantae; Streptophyta; Magnoliopsida; Fabales; Fabaceae.